ACCGAUGAGCUAGCCACAUUUCUAAAGAGUUCUCGUACAUUUUAUUUAUUUAUUUAUUUUAGUCCUACAUUGUUUUAAAUCUCGAUGGCUGAAUCCCGGCGUGAAGAGGAGGAGGAGGAGGGGGAGCGCAGAGAUCUGCGGGACGUCCGGAGCAGGAGCCAGGCAACAGAUAAUCCUGAAAGAACCAAGACAGAUCAUUUACAUUCAAGCCAAGGGCCCCUGUCUUCUCUACGAGCUGCUAUCAAACGGACAAGAACAAACUCUCAGAGCGACCAAACCAGAGAAAGAAGGCGACCAGAGAUCACCAUUGUUUCAGCAGAACCAUUGGCCAGUAACACCUGGUUCUCAGGAGCCUCCGGGCUUUUCCCCCGUCCUCCUCAGUCCAGCUGGUCUGCAGGCAUCCAGGCUGUUUCACAGCCCCCACCAUCCUAUGACCAGGUGAUUCAAGAGAAGACACAGGAAGAACACACUGUCAAGCCCACUGCAGCCCCCCGCAGGACCCCCUGCACCACCACAAGUGCCACGCAGACUGACCCUCUGAGUGACCCUCUGAGUGACCCUGUGAGUGACCCUGUCCCACAGUGCGGUGCUGCUCCACAGCCAGCAGGAAAAAGACCUGCAGGUAAAACGCCAAAAAAACCACCACGUCCAUCCCUGCCAAAACCAGCGGAUAAAGUUACUGAAAUACCCACCAACGAGAAGGUUGGAACAAAUACUGCAGUAUCCACAAACACUGGGGACAAAAGUGACUCCAAGUCAGAUUUAAAGCAACUGAACCAAACAGAUUCCCCUCACACCUGCAGCAGAUCUGUCACUGUUCACUGGGAUAUUCCUUCAAAUCAUCUCUCUGCCCCUGCCGAAGCUACUCCCUCUAAUUCAGACUCAGAACCCACUCAACGCCCCGUUCCACUUCCUCGAACGAAAUCCAGAAAGCAGUCAAUAACAGAAGAGGCCAAAGAUCAGGCUUUGGUUAAGCUCAGUGAAAAUUUUGACGAUAUUCACUCUGAUCCAGGGGAUGUCUCCUCCAAUAAGUAUUUGAGGGAGUUACUGGAGGCGUUUAGUGCAGAUAACGAGUGUGAAGAACACGUCAACCAAUCAGACGAGGCCUUGAAAGGUGAAGAUGCUGACGGCGAGAUGAAUUCAUCCCACAGUCAACGCAACAUCAGGGCCAGGAUCCAGGCCUUUGAGAGCCAGGCUAGCAUCGAGGAGGGAAACGUGGUUGAGCCAGUCAAACCGGAACCGCGGCCCAGGAAGGCAACCAACAAACCUCUAGUUGCUGCUAAACCAUCUGUAGCUCCUAAACCUCCAUUAAAUCCCAGUGUAGAAAAUGACUAUCAAAAUAUAUCAACUACAAACGUUUCCCAAAGCCCUACACCAGCCCCCAGACCUCAGCGGCCAAAGAAACCUGUGGAUGUUGUGAAAGAGGAACUAGAGACUUUAUUCAAAGAUAAAGCCAUCCCAAGAUCACGUCCCUCUGUGUUGACCAGAGCCAACAGCAUCCAUGAAGAGGACACUCCAGUUCCCCCUACGCCUCCACCAAAGCCUGUAAAAGAACCUCUGAGACCCAACCUUAAUAUAAACAACCACAACUCAGCCUCCAUGGUCACAGAGAACGAGUAUGUGGAGAGUCCAACAAAUCACAUCUCGGUCAAGCCUCAGCGUAAUGAGGACAGCAGUGGGGUCUCUUUCAAAAGACAAAGUAUGACACGGAGACCAACCACCAUCAGGGUCCCCAGCAAAUCUGCUUCAUUCUCAGAUAACUUUCAGGACAGUCCUCCCCCUCUACCUGCUCAGAAGCCCGUAGGCUCCCUGAACACCUCAGUGAACCACAGACAGAGCCAGACGUCCACCCUCCCCCACCAGGAGUCUUUCCAGUUUGGGACAGAGGCAUCGUUACCACCCCGGAGGCCGAGUUCAAGCAAAAUGCUCCCACCUCGCCCACCUCCAGCCAAAACAGGCCCAGGAAGACCUCCCCCACCCAGAUCCCAUUCAGCAUCAUGGGAAGCUUCACCUAAACCCCAGGCACAGAAACCCCACAGGAAAGGACCGGUCUUACCUCCGAGGCCCAAGCCGGGCCACCGUCUCUACAACAAAUACACUCUUCCACUCCCUCAUGGGAUAGCUUCCAUUGACUACAACGGCAGUAAUACAGGAGAACUGUCAUUCCAGCAAAAUGAAGUGCUCCUGCUGCUAGAGGAGAUUGACCACAACACAUUUGAGUGCCAAGUCGGAGACACCAGAGGCAGAGUCCAAAAGUCUCGCAUGAAGGUCAUAAAUCCUCUUUCCUCAGCCUCACACUCCUCCAAGCCACAGGAUGCCGGUCCAGCUGGUUCAGGUGGAGCUGGUUAUGAGCUGAAGGUGCAGGCUAUAUAUGACUUCAAUCCAGAGGGACCAGGAGAGCUGGGUCUGAGAGCAGGAGAUGUUGUGACCAAGGUGGAGCAGGUGGACAGUGAGUGGUACAGAGGCACAUGUAGGGGAUCAACUGGUUUCUUUCCCGCCAAUUACGUCAAAGUCCUGUCAAAUUCACCAAAACCUCUCCCUGAACGGAAACCCAAGCCACCAUCCGCAACAGUCAGUGGUCCGAGAUGUAUGGCGAGGUUCGACUUUGAGGGCGAGAGCAGUGAUGAGCUGACGUUCUCUGAGGGGGAUGUGAUCCAGCUGAAGGCGUAUGUCGGACAGGAGUGGGCUCGAGGACAGAAAGGCAACUCAAUUGGUAUCUUCCCUCUUAACUUUGUAGAGGUCAUUGAAGAGCUGCCUCUACCCCAAAGUCAGCAGAAGAGACAGUCCAUUGGGAUCGCACUGCCUGGCAUGGUUGCUCCUUUGAGCACACACUCUGAGGUUGCCAAACCUGCUGAGGUGUCUCAGCCCGGUGUGGAGUGGGUGGUGGCUCUGUAUGACUUUGCCGGGAGUACGUAUGACGACCUGUCGUUUCAGCAGGGCGACCGUAUCCUGAUCAUUGAGCACAUCGAUGCUGAGUGGAGCCGUGGCCGGCUCAACAGCAGAGAGGGCUUAUUCCCCAGGUCUUUUGUUGAGAGCUGCACAGGCAAGCCGUCGCCCAACAACCAGCAGAGUGGGGCGGCUGCAGGUGUCAGAGGCAGAGCUUUGUUCAGCUUCACCUCAGACUGUGAUGAGGAACUCUCUCUGCAGGUUGGGGACAUUAUAACAGAUCUGGAGUCUGUUGAUGAAGAAUGGUUCCUGGGUGAUUUGAGAGGGAAAAGGGCCCUGGUCCCUAAAAACUAUUUGCAAGUACUGUGAUAGUGCCACAUGACCGUCAGGACGAACAAAGGACACUGUUAGAUGACCAGAACUCAAAUGAGGUCUGAGGACGGAUGUUUUCAGCAGUGGAAGUGAACUGUCUUUAACUGGAAUGCAGUAUUUCAUCUCAGAGUAGUGCAACUUUUUUUUAAUCUGCUUGGUUAAAUUAAUAAGAAGUGUUAACUGAAUUAUUUAUCAUGGUUAUAAAUAAACGUGAGUAAAACUGGCAA
Molecule: messenger RNA, 3485 nt
Organism: Plectropomus leopardus (leopard coralgrouper)
Lineage: Eukaryota; Metazoa; Chordata; Actinopteri; Perciformes; Serranidae
Gene: sh3d19
Product: SH3 domain containing 19
Molecular function (GO): protein binding
Source: RefSeq, a predicted model, not a curated record